This is a messenger RNA of Brassica oleracea var. oleracea, 1134 nucleotides long. RefSeq lists its product as uncharacterized. The record is from RefSeq and is a predicted model, not a curated record. The transcript is spliced from 2 exons. The coding region runs from base 82 to 1134 and encodes 350 amino acids. Lineage: Eukaryota; Viridiplantae; Streptophyta; Magnoliopsida; Brassicales; Brassicaceae.
UACAUUCACAAGUUGUAUCACGAGAACACAAUAUACAUUCACAAGUUGUAUCACGAGAAGAGCUUAUUUGCCCCUAUAAAUAUGAAAGAUCAUUGGCAAUUUAAAGACAUCCCUCCCCUUUCAUCAACUCUUCAUUUUAAAUGUAAAAAAACUCUAAUGGCAUCUUCUUCUCAUUAUCACUACCAUAACGAUGACGAUGAUGAAGAUUAUGUUAAUGAUUACGUUGAAGAUUAUGUUAAUGAUUACGUUCAAAACUUUGAUGAAGAACCAAAAGAGCGGAAGCAACGUAUUUAUAUGGAGAGGCACCGAGAAGACGGCCACCAGAUGCUCUGGAAUGAUUACUUUUGCGAGACUCCAACUUAUAAUGUUCAAUUAUUCCGACGACGGUUUCGAAUGAACAAAUUAUUGUUCCUGCGUAUUGUGAAUCGUCUCACAACCAACAUACCGUAUUUUCAACUAGGCAAAGAUUGUACCGGACGGUCUAGUCUAACACCCCUACAAAAAUGUACUGCAGCAAUUCGACAGUUGGCACACGAGGAUCUGCAAAGACUUCUCUAUAUAGGAGAACAACGUGGAUUUCCGGGGAUGGUUGGCAGCAUCGACUGUAUGCAUUGGGAGUGGAAGAAUUGCCCCACUGCUUGGAAAGGAAUGUAUUCACGAGGAACCGAAAAACCAACAAUUGUUUUGGAGGCGGUAGCUUCAAGUGACCUCUGGAUAUGGCACGCAUUUUUUGGAGCUCCAGGUACUAUGAACGAUUUUAAUAUUCUCGAUCAAUCACCCGUUUUUGAUGACAUUAUUAACGGAAUAGCGCCACAAGUGAACUUCUGUGUUAAUGGUAAUCCAUACCAUUUGGCAUAUUAUCUCACUGAUGGUAUUUGUCCGAAAUGGGCGACUUUUAUUCAAUCUAUCCGACUUCCACAAAGUGAGAAACAUUCGUUAUUUGCUAAAACCCAAGAAGCUGUUCGAAAAGAUGUGGAGCGUGCCUUCGGAGUUCUGCAAGCUAGAUUUGCCGUAGUGAAAAAUCCAUCUAAGUUAUGGGAUAAAGAAAAAAUAGCAAAUAUUAUGAAAGCAUGCAUCAUACUCCAUAAUAUGAUUGUCGAGGAUGAACGUUCAACAUUCACUCAGUAUAACUAG